Messenger RNA from Polypterus senegalus (gray bichir), 1071 nucleotides. RefSeq names its product guanidinoacetate N-methyltransferase (gene gamt). Gene Ontology annotation, biological process: creatine biosynthetic process. Gene Ontology annotation, molecular function: guanidinoacetate N-methyltransferase activity. Lineage: Eukaryota; Metazoa; Chordata; Cladistia; Polypteriformes; Polypteridae. The coding region runs from base 130 to 840 and encodes 236 amino acids. The transcript is spliced from 6 exons. The record is from RefSeq and is a predicted model, not a curated record. Gene Ontology annotation, cellular component: cytoplasm; nucleus.
GGUCAGCAGUCUCGGGAGUUUAAAAGCCGCGGCCGCGCCGGCCCUUCUCCCUUUGCGUCGUGCCCAAGUCCCGCAGCUUUUCGCCGUCUUUUCUUCCCAGUUCCACUGUUUUGGUGACAUCCGACCACUAUGGCGAGCGAGACCCCCGCGCCCAUCUUCGGUAAAGGCGAGGACUGCAAGCCGGACUGGACCGACGCGAACGCCCAGUACAACGAAACGGACACCCACCUGCAGAUCCUGGGCAAGCCAGUAAUGGAGCGCUGGGAGACUCCGUACAUGCACCAGCUGGCGACGGCGGCGGCGUCUAAAGGUGGCAGAGUCCUGGAGGUGGGCUUUGGAAUGGCAAUCGCUGCCACCAAGUUGGAGUCAUUCCCCAUCGAGGAGCACUGGAUCAUCGAGUGCAAUGAUGGCGUCUUCCAGAGACUACAGCAGUGGGCCCAGAAACAGCCACACAAGGUCGUCCCACUUAAAGGAUUGUGGGAAGAGGUGGCACCCACGCUGCCCGAUGGCCACUUUGAUGGUAUCCUUUAUGACACGUACCCACUGUCUGAAGAGACCUGGCACACGCAUCAGUUUAAUUUCAUCAAGAAUCACGCUUUCCGGCUUUUAAAGCCCAGUGGGGUCUUGACCUACUGUAACCUGACCUCGUGGGGGGAGCUUUUGAAGACCAAGUACAAUGACAUUGACAUCAUGUUCCAGGAAACCCAAGUGCCCCACCUAGAGGAUGCCGGUUUCAAAAAGGAGAACAUCAGCACCAGCCUGCUUGACAUCAUCCCUCCUGAAGACUGCAAAUACUACUCCUUCCACAAGAUGAUCACGCCAACCAUCAUCAAGCAGUGAAGUGGCGGUGCCUGCAGGAACGACCCCGGGGACAAGUGGUGCCACAUGGUGGCAGAGUGCUGCUUCUAUUAUGACCAAGAUGAAGACUCAAGUCCUCUUCUCCUGGUUUGUUCUUACUUGGACGUGGGGGGUGGGGGUACAGAACGCUAAGCACGUGUCUUCACAACUUCCUUCUCGUGACUCAUUUUUAAUUUUCUUUUUGUAAAAUAUGCAAUAAAUAUGCUGAGCCUA